Molecule: messenger RNA, 1903 nt
Organism: Brassica napus (rape)
Lineage: Eukaryota; Viridiplantae; Streptophyta; Magnoliopsida; Brassicales; Brassicaceae
Product: ATPase 1, plasma membrane-type-like
Exons: 8
Coding region: 985-1572 (195 amino acids)
Biological process (GO): regulation of intracellular pH; proton transmembrane transport
Cellular component (GO): plasma membrane
Molecular function (GO): P-type proton-exporting transporter activity
Source: RefSeq, a predicted model, not a curated record
UACAAAGCCAGUGGAAAAAAAGAAUAUUAAGAUCACGAUGGAGGAUUUUCUCCAUGCAAUCCAUGAAGUUCAGCCUGCCUUUGGAGCCUCCACAGAUGACCUGGUGCGCUGCAGAUAUGCUAGGACGUUGCUGCUAUGGUCAAUGCAUCUGAGGUGAAACAUGAACCAGCUCAGCCUUUUUAACUGCAUAGCUACCAUUGAUAACGUUGUGUGGGACUCUAGAUGAAAUGAAGAAACUUUUCAUUUCCUAAGGAAGUCAUUCAGGCUGAAUACUUCAGACUUCUACUCAAACCAGUCACGUAGUUGGUUUUGUCAUUUUCCGCUGUGUUUUUUUUUUUCGUUCGCUUGCCUCUUCUUUCUUUCUUUCACUACUUAUUCAAAAGGGUAACCAGAAGUAUUGCAUUCACCUGAUUGAGCUACUUAACAAUCGUGUUUGUUCUCUUUAAAGUUACCUAACUGCAAGAGCAUGCCCCUUGAUACCAGGCAACGUGAUUUGCCUCCUCAACUUUGCUUUGAGGAUAACACAGCUCGAACUGUCCCUCUCCCUGAGCUUGGGAGACCAUAUGCAGCUGAGCUUCAGGCUCGCUGUUUGCAGCCAUCGCCACUCCAGUCUCUUCUGUGGAGUCAUCAUGAUAAGGAGUCUUGUGGAAAACGGUUCUCAAUGUCUGACAUGAGGUCUUGGUGCUCUGCUGCUGCUGCUACUCCACAUGGAGCAUUAGAGUCUUAAGGACUUAUGAUAUUCGAUCAGUCAGGAAACCUGAUAGCUGGAAGCUCAAUGAAAUCUUUGCCACUGGAAUUGUCUUGGGAGGCUACCAAGCCGUUAUGAGUGUGAUUUUCUUCUGGGUGAUUCACAAGACUGACUUCUGCUCGGUAUGUGUUAGGGAGAUUGUAUAGAUAAAUAUAUUGUGUAAGCAACUAAUACUUACCUUUUAUUUACAUGACAAGUUUGGUGUGAAGUCAAUCAGGGACAAUAACGAUGAACUAAUGUUUGCUGUGUACCUACAAGUUAAUAACAUCAGCCAAGCACUUAUAUUCGUCACGAGGUCAAGGAGUUGGUCAUUCGUUGAACGUCCUGGGGCGCUUCUGAUGAUUGCAUUCGUCAUUGCACAACUGAUUGCUACUUUGAUUGCAGUGUAUGCAAACUGGACAUUUGCAAAGGUGAAGGGUAUAGGUUGGGGAUGGGCUGCUGUGAUUUGGGUUUACAGUAUUUUAACAUACAUCCCACAAGACAUUUUGAAGUUUGCCAUUAGAUACAUCUUGAGUGGAAAGGCUUGGGUCAGCAUGUUUGACAAAAGGAGCGCUCUGACGACCAGGAGAGAUUACGGUGCUGGAGAAAGACAAGCUGAGUGGGCGAGAGAACAAAGGACGCAGCACGGUCUGCAGACAAGACAAGAGGUCAACGUCUUCCCAGAGAACGAGGGUUACAGAGAGCUGUCUCAGAUCGUUGAGCAAGCCAAGAAAAGGGCCGAGAUAGCUAGGCUUAGGGAGAUUCACACAUUUAAGGGACAUGUUGAAUCAGUCGCAAAGCUAAAGGGCAUGGACAUGACUAUUCCCAAAAACUCUCUUUUUUAAUUGUUAGUCAUUGUUCCUAAACUUCUAAAAUAGAGCUUUGCAUUUGCCUUUGAAGAAACAAGGCUUUUGCGUUAAGAGUAUAUAUAUAUAUAUAUAUUAAAUUGUUCAUGCAAUUGAAUUGGUUUUCCAAAAAUUAUCAGUUUAAUAUCAAUUACAAAGCUUGGGUUGGCAAAAUCAUAGAAUAAAGGGUAAGCUUUAUAUAUUAUAACACCUGAACGUGAAAUUUUAUAUUUGUGUACAUACAAUGUAUAUGUUUUCUUAUCCUAUCCACAAGAAAGCACUCAAGCUUGGGCUUUAUCAUUCACACAUGCACUUACAUGUUAUCUCUUCU